Molecule: messenger RNA, 1468 nt
Organism: Papilio xuthus (Asian swallowtail)
Lineage: Eukaryota; Metazoa; Arthropoda; Insecta; Lepidoptera; Papilionidae
Source: RefSeq, a predicted model, not a curated record
ACACAUGACCAGUGGUCACCGACAGUGUUAGUUACCUAAGUGUUGUGCGUGAUACCUUACAAGCAAAAUGAAAGCCUUCGUCGCAAUCCUCUUCAUGACAGCAUCAGUUCUUGCUGAACCGAGCAAAGUCAUUCAAAAGCGGAGUGGACUGGUAGGACAUUACGCUGCUGCUGCACCUAUCAUACAUUCCGGCUACAGCCUGGGAGGCUACAGUCUUGGUGGUGGAAUCAGCUCAGGAUACGCUGCAGGCCUGACCUCUGGGCUAGGUGCCGCGCUAGCUGCAGGACCAGGCUUCGCUGUAGGACCGGGCGGUGCCAUCGGAGGUGCUACAAUUGUUGGUGCUGAUGUUCACACGACUGUCACCAAGCACGUCGGCGUUCCAGUCCCAGCUCCUUACCCUGUAGCCGUAGACAGGCCUUACCCCGUCCCCGUCAGGGUUGCGGUCCCAGUGCCAGUAGACCGGCCAUAUGCUGUUGCAGUGCCAAGACCCUACCCUGUAGCUGUUGAGAAGCACGUCGCUGUGCCAGUCGACAGGCCAGUUCCUUACCCGGUUCCCCACGCAGUUCCUUACCCAGUCAUCAAACAGGUCGGAGUACCAGUUCCCGCUCCAUAUGCUGUGCCAGUUCCCAAACCAGUAGCAGUUCCAGUGCCCCAGCCAGUUGCGGUACCAGUGGUCAAGUCCAUCGUCACCUCAGGACUGGGAGCGUCUCUCUAUGGCGCUGGUUUCCACGGACACGGACUUACUUCUAAAAUCUGGUGAAGAGUUGCGAAUUGAACACUCGAUUGUUAGUUAAUCAAAUAACUUUUAUGACCAGAAACACCAGUUUAAUUAACUUCGAAAGAUUUUAAAAGGUUUUUUGCUUGUUGCUUUCUUAUUUGCUGAAAGAAUUCCCUACCAUUGAUAUUAAAAUUAUAAUAACAAAAUCGAUUUAGUAAUAAUUUUUGAGAUCAUGGGGUACAAAAUUUAACAAACUUUAGAAGUGAUGCAGUUAGAUUACGUCUAACAUUUAAUUGCGUAAAUAGUCGAAAGUAUUACGAAAUAGUUUUUAACUGCUUCAAUUGAACGUGCUCAAAACAUAAAUGUCUUUAAACUAGAUUAGCGCAAAGGUUAACCAAAAUGGCGGCAUGUUUGUUUUGUGAUUAACAAACGAGUGUUCGAUGAUUCGAAGGCUUUUAUUGAGGCUCUAUUAGUCACGAAUAAUAUUGUGAUUUAGUUAGUUCUUAUCUGUAUUUAGUACCUUUAAUUUAGUUGUCUGUCUUUAGAAUGCUCUCUAUGGAGAUUUGGGUCGAUGUGCAAUUGUUUGAAACUUGCUUUCAUUUUACUUGAAGUUAAUCUUUUUGACUUUGUAGAUGUCUUCACCAAAUGUUUUUGUAUUUAUAUUAUGAUGUUUAUUUUUAUAAAUCAACUUAUUUUUUUAUGUAUCCAUUUCAAAUGUAUACUUAGGUCACAAAAUGUUUGUAUAUUUUU